Messenger RNA from Fraxinus pennsylvanica, 714 nucleotides. Lineage: Eukaryota; Viridiplantae; Streptophyta; Magnoliopsida; Lamiales; Oleaceae. The record is from the annotation of a GenBank genome assembly.
AUGCCUAAGAAGGAGGGUGGUUUGGGUUUGCGGAACAUAGAGAUUUGGAAUAAGGCUGCUAAGUUAAAAUACCUUUGGUCCAUUUGUACGGAUUCUGCCUCUUCUCUUUGGGUUUCGUGGGAACGAAGUUACUUACUUAAAGGCCGAAGCAUUUGGGAAUUGAAAUGUCCUGGGGAUUGCUCUUGGAACUGGAGGAAGAUUCUUGCACUUCGAGAGAUAGGAAGGGACAGAUUGAAAUUUAUAAUUGGUAACGGUAGACGUGCUUCUCUUUGGUUUGAUAAUUGGCAUCCUCUUGGCCCUUUACAGAAGAUUCUUGGUGAGAGGAUCAUUCAUGAAUCUAGAUUUAGUAGAUUAGCUAAGGCAAAAUCUAACCUGUCUUGGGUUCAACGGAGUUGGUCAGAUACUCUUUCUUGGAUGGAACAGUUUCGUGGGAGGUCAUUGCGGUCCAUUGUUAUUCGUUUGAUGUUUGCGGCUUCGAUUUAUGCUAUUUGGCUUGAGGAUGAUGCUAGGGCCCAUGGUGUGACUCCUAAACAUGAAUUUGUUGUUAUUCGAGAUAUUAUUUUUUCUGUUUGUACACGAGUGGAUUUAUGUAGAGGCUUGGUCCCAUCUAGUGAGAAUAGAUGGCUCCAACGCUUAUGGGGUUUUUCUGCGAAUAUCUUCUAUUGUCGUGAUUAUGUUAUAAGCUCUAAUCUAGGUUAUUGUUUUUGGUGCUAG